Molecule: messenger RNA, 678 nt
Organism: Notodromas monacha
Lineage: Eukaryota; Metazoa; Arthropoda; Ostracoda; Podocopida; Cyprididae
Source: the annotation of a GenBank genome assembly
AUGUCCGGUUCCCUGGAUAAUAGGAAACAGCUUGGGUUAAAGAGACCAAGGCUGGAUAACGCGAGGAGUGGACCAAUGCCGGCACGACCGCUGGUAGCCCUGCUGGAUGGGCGCGAUUGCUCCAUCGAAAUGCCCAUCCUCAAGGAUGUGGCGACUGUUGCUUUCUGCGAUGCCCAGAGUACGACUGAAAUUCAUGAAAAGGUUCUGAACGAAGCUGUCGGCGCUUUGAUGUGGCACACGAUCUCUCUCCAACGCGAAGACUUGGAGAAAUUUAAAGCCCUGCGGGUCAUCGUGCGCAUCGGCAGCGGGGUGGACAAUGUUGACGUGAAGGCGGCCGGCGAGCUGGGCAUCGCCGUGUGCAACGUUCCUGGCUACGGCGUGGAAGAAGUGGCGGACUCGACCAUGUGCCUAAUUUUGAACCUCUAUCGGCGCACGUACUGGCUUGCCAAUAUGGUGCGGGAUGGCAAGAAGUUUACUGGCCCCGAACAGGUGCGAGAUGCUGCACAAGGAUCGGCUCGGAUCCGCGGUGACACGCUAGGGAUUGUGGGACUCGGUAGAAUCGGCUCCGCAGUAGCCCUUCGAGCAAAGGCUUUCGGGUUCAACGUCAUCUUCUACGAUCCGUAUUUGCCGGAUGGGAUUGAGAAGUCGUUGGGUCUGACUAGGGUUUAUACACUGCAG